GAGAGAGAGAGAGAGAGAGUUUUAUAGGCAUAUAGCAAUAGUAUAGGUGUUGAAAAAUAAAAAUAAGGCAAUGGAAGAACAGCUCAACUCACUCUCAGUAACUCAUCUUCUUCAACACACUCUCAGAAGCCUUUGCAUUCAUGACAACUCUCAAUGGGUUUAUGCUGUUUUCUGGAGGGUUUUGCCAAGAAACUAUCCACCUCCCAAAUGGGAUAGCCAAGGAGGAGUGUAUGACCGGUCACGAGGAGUGAGGAGAAACUGGAUAUUGGUUUGGGAAGACGGUUUUUGCAAUUUUGCUGCCUCAACGGCUGAGAUCGAUGCAGCGGGGAAAGAAUCAACGGUGUACGACAAUUGUAAUAAUUAUAAUCAACAAUAUAGCCAAGGCUUGCAGCCUGAGCUGUUUUUCAAAAUGUCCCAUGAAAUCUACAGUUAUGGUGAAGGAUUGAUUGGAAAAGUAGCUGCUGAUCACGGCCACAAAUGGAUCCACAAAGAACCAAAUGAUGAAGAAAUCAACUUCUUAUCUGCAUGGCAUAACUCACCUGACUCUCAGCCCAGGACAUGGGAGGCUCAAUUUCAGUCUGGUAUAAAGACCAUUGCUUUGAUUGCUGUUAGAGAAGGUGUUAUUCAAUUAGGAGCUGUUCACAAGGUUAUUGAGGACUUGAGCUAUGUAGUGCUACUAAGGAAGAAAUGGAGCUACAUAGAGAGCAUCCCAGGGGUAUUAUUGCCACAUCCAUCCUCCACAUCAGCAUACCCUUUGACCAUCAGAAAUAGUGAUCACCACCAAUUUAUAAACAACCACCCACAAGCACAAGCAGAGCCUAAUUGGCACAAUAAUAAUAAUAAUAAUAAUAAUUUCAAAACCCCACACAACUACUUUGACCACUUUGCCCCUCACACCCCCAUGAAGAUGAUCAUAACCCCAUCCAUGAGCAGCCUCGAUGCCCUCCUCUCGAAACUGCCAUCUGUCAUGCCCUCGUCGUCCGUGGGGCCCACAAAGGAAGAGAAUAUUGAAGACGAUGAUGGGAAUGCCCACUUUGGUAAUUAUCAUCAUGAUUUGAAUGUGAAUAGUCAUGACAUGGAUAACAUAUAG
Molecule: messenger RNA, 1090 nt
Organism: Striga asiatica
Lineage: Eukaryota; Viridiplantae; Streptophyta; Magnoliopsida; Lamiales; Orobanchaceae
Source: the annotation of a GenBank genome assembly